This is a messenger RNA of Xiphophorus hellerii (green swordtail), 1593 nucleotides long. RefSeq names its product GTPase IMAP family member 7-like. The transcript has 3 exons. The coding region runs from base 312 to 1325 and encodes 337 amino acids. The record is from RefSeq and is a predicted model, not a curated record. Gene Ontology annotation, molecular function: GTP binding. Lineage: Eukaryota; Metazoa; Chordata; Actinopteri; Cyprinodontiformes; Poeciliidae.
GUUAUUAAAGAACUUGAUUAAAUCCGUGUUUCUUUUGCACAUUAGCAAAACAUUGCGGUCAGACCUUCACAUGAUCACAUUCGGUGCAUUCAGAAAGCAACGGACGUUUUCUGCAAGCUUUCUCAUAUUCAGAUGCAGCCCAAGGACAAUGGAAGGAAAUGGGAAGCUCCCAGCACAUAGCCAAGACUUCCAGAAGUCUCCCUGAACGGCAAUGUGAAGCUUUAGAGCAAAUUUUUAAGCAAUAAUUCAGCGUUCAGAUCUGCUGGAACAAACUUGGUCACCUGGGACAAGGAAAAGGUGGAUCCAAAGCGAUGGCUGAAGAAAUACAACUCAGAGAGAAGAAGCCGAGAAGUUUGCCUCGGUCUGAUGGGUGUGGUCUCUAUAACUUUGACGCUUUGGAUUUGUCUGGAGGGUUAAGGAUCGUCCUGGUUGGAAAGACUGGAUCAGGGAAGAGUGCCACGGGAAACACUAUCCUCGGCAGAGCUGUCUUCAAAGAAGAUCCGAGCCCGAUGUCGGUGACCAAGCACUGUGAGACACAGAGCGGAGAGGUGGACGGGAUCGCAGUCCAAGUAAUCGACACUCCGGGCCUGUUUGACACAGGAAUCACAGAGGAGGAACUGAAGUCCAGGAUAGAAGAGUGUGUCAAGAUGUCGGUUCCUGGACCUCAUGCUUUCCUUCUGGUGAUCAGGCUUGGAGUCAGGUUCACCGAGGAGGAGAGGAAUGCCGUGAAGUGGAUCCAGGAAAACUUCGGCGACGACGCCUCCAUGUACACCAUCAUGCUGUUUACGUGCAAGGAUCAAGGCAAAGCAGACAAUGCCCUGAAGGAGUGCAAGGAGCUCCGGAGACUUUCGAUCACGUUCGGGCGCAGGUACCACGCCUUCAACAACAACGACGCAGACGACCGCGUGCAGGUCACAGAGCUCAUCAACAUGAUCAAGGAAAUGGUACAAGACAACGGAGGGAAGCACUACACAAACGAGAUGUAUGAGAAAGCCCAGAGGAAGCUAAGAGAGGAGGAGGAGCGCAAGAGGCAGGAAGAGGAGGAGAAGAAGGAGGAAGAGAGGAAGGUUUGGGACGAGGAGAGGGAGAAGCAGCAAAAAGAACGAGAGAAGAAGAAACAGGUUCGGAGGAAGAACAUCCGCGUGGCCUCGGCUGCUGCGGUUGUGUUGGUGUUAGCCGGCGUUGUCAUAGCGGUGGGGGCAAACACCACCGUGGCGCUGGCUCUGGGGGCUCCGACGCUCGUCCUGGGGGUUUUAUGUGGUUUAGCUGCCAUUUGGGUUUGGAAAGGAAUAAAAUGUAAAGCUAAAAAAAACAGUCCGGUGUAAUUAACACAAAAUCAUGUCUGUCAGUAGUAAUAUUACAAAUAAAGUUCGGAUGCAGAAUAUCUUCCACAAGAUUAGCUAAUAUUGGUAUGAAUGUCAAAACUUUUUCUGGUUUUCAGAAAAUGUUUCUCAAAUGAACAAAGUAAAGCUUGACUGGAAAAUGAAUUUAAAUUAGAAAUGUUAUUUAGGUCAGAGGUGUCACACUCAUUUUUAUAUCAAGGUCACAAAUUUUCUCAAAGGGCCAAUUGUGUCAGAAUGUAUUGAAAAAAUA